Molecule: messenger RNA, 3909 nt
Organism: Priapulus caudatus
Lineage: Eukaryota; Metazoa; Priapulida; Priapulimorpha; Priapulimorphida; Priapulidae
Product: cytosolic phospholipase A2-like
Exons: 16
Coding region: 1058-3565 (835 amino acids)
Biological process (GO): glycerophospholipid catabolic process
Cellular component (GO): cytosol
Molecular function (GO): calcium ion binding; calcium-dependent phospholipid binding
Source: RefSeq, a predicted model, not a curated record
AUCAUGGCCGCAUCACGUCAAGAGCGUAUUCAGAAGGCCUUCUUAAUACGCUCUUGAUACGAUGUAACUCCCUGCCUAACUGUACAGGCUUCGAUGUUUGUACCUAUGAUCCCACCAGUCCGGAACACUUACGUACGGCAAGUUUACGCGGCCCUCGGGGCCAAUCCCGUGUAUGUACGUUACAUGCGCGCGCACUGCAACACACGAGCGUGUCCGCUUCUGUCGCGUAUUAUGUAUUCUAGUCCAACUUGUUCUCACGCACUCCGCGUGUUUGUCUCUCCAAGCGGGGUCGCGUUGCGCGCGUAUAUCCUAUAUAAAUGUAAUCGAUAGAAACCGUAUGAGUAGUCUACUACUAAUGUGAACGUUGUUCGUCGCAUCGUAUAACCGAACACGAUUGAAGAUUAUAAUGUAGUUUCACAUGUGAUAUAUACCGAUCUGUGUAUUCUUCCGAGGGAACGAACACUCAACGCGCCGCUAACACACGGAAAAACAUGGACAAGAUCACGUCCGUGUUGAUCCAUAAUGGCACGAACGACCGCCUCAGCGAAAACAGUGCCACCUAGUGAACGAAAGUACUAGGCUAUACUCGGGAAAAGAUCUGUGGGCGGAUCCGAAGCAUGAAUCAUCAUAGCGGGUAGACGGAUCCCAUCUCACACUGUCUACCUUGUCGAGCACUGCUUCCCCCAUCGUCGGAGGAGACUGCGAGUGUGCGUAUAUAUACGAGCUGUACACACAGAGCGGAUCAGUCUAGGCAGCGUGUGCGAACGCGGCAACAUGUGAUCAUAUUAUAAUUUCACUGGCGUGUGUAUGCGUGUGUGCGUGUGUUUUACGGACGACUCACGCGGCUGCUCGGACCAGCGGAGGCGGGAUACGCGGAUAGGAGCGCGCACCCGCAGUGACGCAGUGUGUGGAUUAUUAUAGUGUGGGGGUUGUGCUAACACAUCGUUACCAAGCUGCUGCAGCGUGAGCUCGCCUACACGAGGUAAGGCCUACAAUAACAGCAGCAAUCGUCGUCAACUAGGUCGCAUACAGACCAGUAGGGCCAGUUGGCAGCGCAAUGGAUCCGUUGACUUCGGCAAAUAACUGGUUUACCGAGCGGAAAGGGAUCCAAGACCCGUUUAGAAUAUUUGAGGUCACGCCGGGACAAUGCCUGAAGAUCGACGUUACCGUUGUCGGGGCAACCAACGUGACAAAGGGAAGCAUCGGCGACUACCUCGACACGGCCGACCCGUACGUGUCCGUGCACAUACGCUCAGCUGCCGAGUCCAAGAAGACGACCCGAACGAUAGACAACGAGUUGAAUCCAAUCUGGAACGAGACGUUGACGUUCUACAUAAACUAUCGAGACAGCAUUGACGAGAGUAUACAUGUGACGUUAAUGGAUGCUAAUUAUCUACUCGACGAAACGCUAGUGCAGACGACACUCUAUGUAAAGGACCUCACCAUCGGAAAAACCAAACACUUUUCACUGGAAUGGGAAAAUGCAACGAAACUCGAAUUGGACAUAUUAGCAGAAUUCUCUGAGCCAGCGCUAAGAUUCAGCCUGGCAUUGAGUGACGACGAGAAGGCAUUCCUGAAAGCACGGAAGCAGCGAGUGUUUCACAGCAUGCAGCGGAUACUGGGCGACCGCGGACCACGCAACCUAGACGAGGUGCCCACGAUCGGCGUCCUAGGGUCCGGUGGAGGCUUCCGCGCCAUGGUGUCACUGAGCGGCGUGUUCAAGGCGCUGUCGGACACAGGCCUAUUGGACAUGGUCACCUACGUAGCUGGACUGUCCGGCUCGUCCUGGUACCUGGCGUCGACGUACUCGGAUCCGGACUGGCCGGCGAAGACGCCGGGACAGGUGCAGGAGGAGUUGCGUGCCAGCAUGGCGGCGAGCUGGGUGCAGCGUUCGCUCACCUACGCGACGAUGUCCCGCUACGUCGGCACGGUGAUGCAGAAGUACCGCAACGGACAGCCAAUCAGCUUCACGGACUUCUUCGGCCAUCUUGUCGGCGACACGAUCCUUGGCGACGUGCGUGAGAGAACAAAUCGGAAGGACAUGAAACUGUCAGCGCAGCAGGACUGUGUGAAGGAUGGGCUGUGUCCACUGCCGCUGUACACCUGCCUGCACGUGAAGGAGUCGGUGGAUGCGCGAAGAUUUCACGAAUGGGUGGAAUUUAGUCCAUACGAAGUCGGCAUGGCGAAGUACGGAACGUUCAUGAGAACGGAGCUGUUCGGAAGCAUGUUCUUCACCGGGUCUCUCGUCAAAAGAUUUCCCGAAUCUCCUCUGCACUAUCUCAUCGGUGUGUGGGGGAGCGCCUUCUGCAUCCUAUUCAAGCGUCUAGUCGAGGCAAACAAGCCGUCAUUGAUUCCUACCGACACAGGCGGAGAGGAGGAACUAGCACGAAGCAAUGUCGAUGACGAAACUGAUCAGGCGGAAAUAAUCAACAACAGUGACGACGACAGCGACGAUGACGAUAGCAGUGACGAGGACGACGUUGACGCUGCCGACAUCCCGCGCACUCGCGCCGAGAGAGAGGAAGCGAAGCGGAAGAGGGAAGAGGGAAGAGAACUGAAGCGGCGAGGACGCUGGCAGAACAUUCUAAAGUCGGCGUUCACUAGUCGAAGCAUGCCCUUCGUGGGUUCCCGGGCAGGCCGUGCUGGCAUGGUGCAUAACUUCAUGCGGGGCGUGUCGCUGGAGACAACCUAUCCGAUAUCGCCCUUCUCAUCGAUGGACGAAGUAGACUCCGCCGAUACGACCGGUAUCACAAAUCCAUUCAAGGACAUUCACAAACCGCUGCGGACAAAGAAGAAGCGCAUCUACCUCGUCGACAGUGGCCUGACGUUCAACUCUCCCUACCCGCUGCUACUGAGACCGCAGCGAGGCGUACGACUCUACUUGUCCUUUGAUUUCUCCGCACGUGAGACCGACGCUAGCCAGCCAUUCAAGGAAUUGAAAUUGGCCGAGAUCUGGGCUUUGAAAAACUGCAUACCGUUUCCGCCCAUCGACACGUCCGAGUUUGAGAGAGAAGGCAUGAAGACGGUGUUCGUAUUCAAGGAUGACAAGAACCCGGAAUGCCCCGUCGUGCUACACUUCCCGCUGGUCAACAUCGACUUCCGCAGAUAUAAAAAGCCAGGCGUGCCCAGAACGACGAGAGAGGAACUAGACUUUGCCGACUUUUCGCUGUUCGAAGAUCCAAACUCGCCCUACUCGACCUUCAACUUCACCUACACCGAACAGUCGUUCAACCGCCUGGCUCAGCUCACCGAGUUUAACACGCUACAGAAUGUCGACGUCAUCAACGCCGCCAUCGCCGACGCGAUCCUACACCGCCGACGGAAUCCGCCGACGAAUCCACUCGCGGCGCUGACUCGCCGACGAAACUUCAUGCGCCAGUUACUGCGCAGCAACCAAGCGACGGUGGCGUCGCCUGGCGACGGCGAAGAGAAAGUUGACGCUAAGGAGGAGAGCGGCGACGCUAAGGAAGAGGAAGAGGAAGAGGAAGUGUGGUACGACGCAGUGGAGACGCUCCCACGACGUGUCGUGUUCGAGGUUACACGUAACACGUUACACUACGUAUAGACGCUGUUAGUUUUCACACGUCGGCAUCAGUAAAGACACGUUUCACUCUACCGUCUCGUAAGACAAUGACGUGACGGGAAGGACAAGGAAAUAAAAUGUCGUUCACCACCCUCACGAAAUCACAGACAGGAUGGUGUCAUCGGGUUGAUAUCAUUUAGCAUAUAAUACGACAUUCCUUCGAGGUCACGAAUUGUUGAGAGGGAUCGACGAUAUAUGCCAGCUAUGCCGAUUGGUGGAGAAUUCGCAUCACCGGCGAAGAAGCAUGUCACUAACUAGACAGAGGGCACUCACGGAGAGUGCAUAGCUCCGCGAGCAUGUAACAUGUAUGUGCUCGCUGGUGGUGG